AUCUCAUUAAAAAAUAAUCUAUAACAUAUACCGUUGUCAUAGUAUGCAAUGUGAUUAUAAUAAAAAUAUAUUAGUAUAAAUAUAAAAAUAAUAAAAAAUAGAUCAUCAUAGUCCUACAAUGGCAAAAAAAACAGUGUCCACUGAUGAUAAUGUUUUAAUACUCGACGGAGGUUUACGCGGUAAGUUCAUGUUCAACACUAAGAAUGAAAUCGGAAGAGGUAAAUUUGGAAAAGUCAUCAAAGGAAGGAAUAUGUACACGUUCGAAGAAAUCGCAGUCAAAAUUGAACCCAUUGACUCUGUACAUUUGGUUAAAGAAAAACAAUACUACAAUAUGCUCAAAGUGCAUCAUCACACGAUUGAAGGGUUACUCGAAAUCUACUAUACUGGAAAUGUUGGAGUAAAAUACGUGGCCAUGGCUAUGGAGUUGUUGGGUCCAUCGAUGAGUGAGCUUUUUACGCUUUGCGGAAACAAAAUGUCACUAAAAACUGUCCUGAUGAUAGCUAAUCAAAUGUUAUCGAGAAUCGAAUACGUUCACCACCGCAAGCUGAUUCACAGAGACCUUAAACCUGAAAACAUAUCAAUAGGACGGCCGAGACAGACGUUGCCGUUCAAGGAGUCGGCGGAGGAUACGAUAUACUUAAUCGACUUUGGAAUGGCCAAACCGUACAUUGACAAGAACACCAAAAAUCACAUAAUGUAUAACACGGAAGUCGGCGUAUUUGGAACAUAUCAGUUCAUGAGCGCUAACAGUCAUUUAGGUAUAGAACAAAGUCGCAGAGACGACUUAGAAUCUCUUGGAUACGUUCUGCUGUACUUGAUAAACGGCACAUUACCUUGGAUGAAAUACUUCGAAGAAGACGAUGCCGAUGUAAAAAGUUGCGGAAAUAUGAAAAAAAAAAUUACAACGAAAACUCUUUGCGCCGAUUUACCAGAAGAGUUUUCUAAAUAUUUUGACUACGUAAAAAAAUUGGAAUUUAUCGAAACACCCGACUACGAUGUAUUGAUAGAAUUGUUUCAAACCGUUUACAAACGUGAAAAAUUUCCAGAUGACAAUUUAUUCGACUGGUCGAAUACACAAUAAUAUAUAUUAUGUACAUAGUAAGCUAUUAUAACAAUACACAGUCGCAUGGUGGCAAUGUAUCUUAAUGAGGUUAAUUAAUAUUUACUAAAUAUAAAAUAAACUUUUUGUUUUGUCCGGAUUAUAAA
This is a messenger RNA of Aphis gossypii (cotton aphid), 1206 nucleotides long. Its product is annotated as casein kinase I-like. The record is from RefSeq and is a predicted model, not a curated record. The coding region runs from base 119 to 1081 and encodes 320 amino acids. Gene Ontology annotation, molecular function: ATP binding; protein serine/threonine kinase activity. Gene Ontology annotation, cellular component: nucleus; cytoplasm. The transcript is spliced from 6 exons. Gene Ontology annotation, biological process: peptidyl-serine phosphorylation; signal transduction; endocytosis. NCBI's taxonomy places the organism in Eukaryota, Metazoa, Arthropoda, Insecta, Hemiptera, Aphididae.